Cercospora beticola is the source of this 1708-nucleotide messenger RNA. NCBI's taxonomy places the organism in Eukaryota, Fungi, Ascomycota, Dothideomycetes, Mycosphaerellales, Mycosphaerellaceae. The record is from RefSeq and is a predicted model, not a curated record.
CCGAUUACUUGGUCCGCCUUGUUGUUCUCCAGCUGGCUACUGGGUGCCGCCGAGGCAAACACUUCUCACCAGACAAGGCUGCGCUACUGUCCCCUUGGUCCGGGCUGAUCAGCUGAACCAACCCUCACGCACCUCGACAUGUUAUUCACUCGUCGGCGGGAUGUAGCCUUGGGCCGCAUUCCCAAGCGUCAUAUGACAGAACGCCUCGUCGAGAGACACACAACUUGUAGCUUCUUAUUGAGCUGUUCCGCGACUAGCUCCAGAUCAGCAGCUCGAGAGGGUCGCAUACAGCAAACACCGACUAUGUCCGGCCAUGAAUGGAUCUCAAUGUGUCACCUUGGAACACUCGAGACCAUCCCGUCAUGGACUGGCCGUACCUGAGGAAACUCACCAACGAUGAGGGCUUUGACGCCACGGAGAUCGACCUCAUCUUCGUUCCUGGCUGUGGGACGCGGUCUACAGGCGAGCGACUGCCAGAAAAAUGGCAAUCCACUUUUUCCAGGCCUGGUGCCCGGGUACAGGCAUGGACGUUCGAGCACCGUCUACGUUUGGAUGCUCGUUUCUCCUGGAAAGCUCUGCUCGCACAGGGUGCGCUGCUUCUUCAAGCAAUCCGGAAGCAGAGAAAUCAGCACAGCGAGACUCGAAGGCCGCUCUUCUUUGUAGCUCAUAGCUUGGGUGGCAUUGUAGUUAAACAAGCACUGGUACUCGCCAACCAAGAGCACAACCUACAUCAAGACAUCGUGACUGCUACACUAGGGCUCAUAUUUCUCGGAACUCCGCACUCACCAUCCACGAUGCACGCCAAGUUAACCUUGAUUCUCAAGCAUCUCACUAGUGAUCUGUCAAGGCAGUCUCUUGCGGGACUUGUGGCCAGUUCACAUUCGAUAGCAGAUCUCUCGACGCGGUUUGAAGACAGUGGCAUUCGCGCUGCGGUUCUCUCGGUUUAUGAGACGACAGGAUCCAGAUGCAAAGCAGACAAAGUAUUCCACAGGCAGCGGUCUAUCACCAUAAUUGACCACGGCUCUGCGCAGCUUGGCAUCGCCCAUGAGUUUUGUCUCGGUGUACAUUUACAGCAUGGCGACUUGGUUGAUGUGCUGUGCGAGCAGAACGUUUCUAUCGAUGACUUUCACCAAUGGCUUCGCGCACCGCUUGGCAAUGCUGGCCAGAACAUGCAGGCCAGGCUUCCACCAGUGUCUGCAAAAGAUGCAAUUUUGGGCAUGUAUCUCUGCGAAUGCUGUUUGCGCGAAAUCAGCUAACAUGGCAUCCAAAGCCUUGAGCCGAGACUUCAUUGUUCCAAAUCGAGUGGCCGAGGCCGAUGACAUGGGCUCUCCUUCGACCAAGCCAGACCAGACGCGACCAACAACUCACGUCUUCACUCGAGGAUCCAAUUCCCGCGUCACGAAUAGGGCGCAGAGUUCUGUUGAUGCUGGCACAUUGCUGAAUGGCAAUAAGGUAGUACGGCCAGACUACGCCCCAGGUCAGGGGACCGACACCUUCGACAUGUCUUCAAUUUUGCAGACAUUCGAUGCUUCGGACUAUCAAGCGAGGCUGCCUUGCAUCAGCAUCAACAGUAUGGAAAGAAACGAGCACUUCUUUGGCCGCGACGAGGAACUCCGAGUGCUGGAUCGAGUUUUGUUACCGGGGAAUGCAAACUCUGACCCUGCAAGACCGAAAUAUGUUGCGCUUUGCGGUAUGCCCGGCGUGGGCA